AGCCAGCGAUCGCCGCUGCUAAUGCAAUCGAAGCCGUCCUAAACACCCUAUUCCCGCCAAAGAAGACAUUUUUGAGAGAUUUUGUGAGACUUCUGGAAAUUCACGUAAGUUGUGCCUCCAACGAGUGCAAGAUGGCCAAUCCGAAUGACCAGGAAAUCUAUCUUCGGGCGAAGGUGGAACAGAAAAACCACAAAAAGCUCUGGCAGGCCGAUGUUGAUCGAAUCGAGGCGCUUUUGUCGCUGUGGCUACGUCGUGUUCAGGGGUCAGAGGAAAGGGAGCAACAACUCGCGCGGGACAUCAAAAUACCCGAAACGAACUGGCUUCGACACAAAUCAAGAAAACAGAGCAUAUUAUUCCUGGGUUCCAACACGCUUGCACUUCGCAGAGAUCUACGGUGGUGGGUGCCAAGUGGUGCUGCCGAGGUUUUGAAAGUGGGAAUGGUAUCAGCCGACUCAGUGGCCACUCCCGACAUGGAACCCAACAGAUAUCAAAUAGAUAGCCACAGGAUCACAGGAUUUCACGGCCCAUCAGGAUUGGCAGACUCCCAUACACGGAAUAGUGAUUGCGGUAAAGGGUCCCUAUUUGCGACAUUCCAAUGUCUUCCAAUGUCUUUGGAGGACAUGGGGUCUCACGACAAGCCGGAAGAUCCACAAACCCCCAGUACUGAGCCUUACAAUAGCGUUUCCCACGAUUCGAAAGAUGAAGGCCCCUACGCCUCUUUAGGAAUAGUAACAACCGCACCGAAAGAGUUACUAUACGCACAGCAUAUCUUCACGGCCUUCAUGAUCGCAGCUGCGGAGAAGUUGGAUCGGAUCGGCGGGGCUUCCAAAGCGUCCCAAGAAACUGCGAACAGCCGGCCCAGUGCUUGGCAGCAUAUUCGGCUUCGGAAUACAGAGGUUUCGAAGAUGGCGCUGGGUAUUCAAAACGCCGAUCUUUCAAGGAGCCACGAUGAAGCAUACACCUACAUAAUUCCUCCACUAAGCUUGGAAAACAAAUUGCCAAUUGGUGCUGCUGUUGACUUAGAGCUUCAGCAUGCGGCACCGUUAGAGAAUAUGAACUGGGAAAGUCUCCAGAGCAUCUAUCGGGGAAUACUUCGGGUAACCCAGCAGUUUAGCUCGAAAAUUUUAUGCCCCUUCGCUGUUAAGGCAGCAGCUGUGGUUUACGAAUACUUGAAAAGGUUGACCAACAAAAAAGAAAUCUACUCCACAGAUGACCGGGAGUGGAAGAUUUUAGAUGCCCAAAUUGAUACGGUGAAAAAAUGCCUGAUGGAACUCAUGUCCGAUGACAUCAAGGCGACACUGCGCUUGCUGUAUGACCACCAGAGCAGAUUGGAUGACUCUUUCGUGUUUUUCGGUCACGAACGUGGUGUGGGGGAUCCGAAUUCUGCGCACGUUGGUUUUACAAACCUCCACAAGAAGGUCUUGAAAGGCGAGGAUUGGGAUCCCAAGGACGGCAAGACAUAUGCAAACGCACAGGAUAUCCUGGGACGUUCUCCAUCGCACUAUGCGGCAGUAUUAAACGAUAAGACCAACCGGGAUCGUGUACGUCUCCUGAUACAACAGAAACGGACCUCCGAGAUAUCGCCAAUUGAACGCCACUUCAUUGGGCAGCAAAUGCUGGAAACGCCGGCGCCGCGAAGCUGCUGCUGGAAGCCCAUGCUUCGCAGAACGUCCACGAUCUCCAGCAAAGGACCCCUCUGCAUCUAGCUGCCCUUGUAGGAUCCGACGAGUGCAUAAGUUUGUUUUUAAAAGGCUCCGAACUUGAGGCGAAAGAGCAAAGCGGGAAGACUCCAU
Messenger RNA from Tricharina praecox, 1793 nucleotides. RefSeq lists its product as uncharacterized. Lineage: Eukaryota; Fungi; Ascomycota; Pezizomycetes; Pezizales; Pyronemataceae. The transcript has 2 exons. The coding region runs from base 132 to 1706 and encodes 524 amino acids. The record is from RefSeq and is a predicted model, not a curated record.